CUGGCUGCCGAGGGAAGAUCCCAUCCGCCAUGGCAUCUGACCUAGAAAAGGCCUCUGUCAGUGGUAGGUGACAGCAUGUCACUAGGAUUGCAGGUGAUAAACCCACUGGUUUUCUGGAAUCUAAUGGAUACUUUACCAGCACGCUCUCCACUGGCAGGAAGGUCUGCCCUCAGUCUUUGGCGGAAACUGGUCUAAGUGUCGGUGAGCGUCAGCCCCCCACAGAAUGACUGCUCACCUAGACACAGCUGCAGAUUUGGAAAUGAAGCCCUCCUCCCCAUCCUCCUCCUCCUCCUCCUCCUCCCGCACAGAGCACUCCUCUGAACCCGCACUGCCUGAAAUCCAAAGGGAUAAAUCUGCAGAGAACUUCAGCCUGCUCAAGUCCCAGACAAGAGAUGGACAGCGUCCCGAGUGGACGUUUUACCCACGGUUUAGCAGUAGCAUCCACACCUACCACGUUGGAAAGCAGUGCUGCUUUAAUGGGGUCUUCCUUGGCAACAGGAGGUCCCAGUCGGAGACGAUGGUGGACAAGUGCCUCGGGAGGAAGAAAUACGGUAUUGAUCCCAGGAAUGGGAUUCCAAAGUUAACUCCAGGGGAUAAGCCAUAUAUGUACCCAGAGCAAAGUAAAGAUUUCCACAAAGUGGGGUCAACUCUUCCAUCAGUGAAAUUUUCAAUAGUGCCUUAUGAAAAGAAAUUUGAUACAUUUAUUCCACUUGAGCCUCUUCCACCAAUUCCCAGUUUGCCUUUCUGGGUGAAAGAGGAGGCCAACAAGCUGAAGAAUGAGAUAAGAGAAGUUGAGGCGCUGGACAACUGGCAGCCAGCAGUGUCCCUCAUACCAACCGUACUAUCUCCUGGUCUUUUGGACUUUGGAAAACCAUCCUAAGCAGACAGUCCACAAAGCAAGUCCUGGAGAGCCUGGUUCAGCUGGUUGUCUUGUCAGGGGUGCUGCCCUCAAUGAAAUGUUUAAUUUCUACAAGGAUUUUUUUCUUUUAAGCUUUAUCUCUUGGAAAACUUCAAACUCACAGAAAGGUUGCAAGAAUUGUACAAUGACCACUUGCAUGUUCUUGACCUAGAUCCUCCAAUGAUUAAUAUCUGUCCAUAUAUGCAGGAGGAAGAGGAGAACCAUCGGUUUCUGUAGGCAACCCCAAGGGACAGUUUUACCCUGGCCUCGAUGAGCCAAAAUGGGCUUGAUGGCAGUGCGGCUUUUGA
Molecule: messenger RNA, 1206 nt
Organism: Echinops telfairi (small Madagascar hedgehog)
Lineage: Eukaryota; Metazoa; Chordata; Mammalia; Afrosoricida; Tenrecidae
Gene: SPATS1
Product: spermatogenesis associated serine rich 1
Exons: 8
Coding region: 224-880 (218 amino acids)
Source: RefSeq, a predicted model, not a curated record